Molecule: messenger RNA, 860 nt
Organism: Gossypium raimondii (Peruvian cotton)
Lineage: Eukaryota; Viridiplantae; Streptophyta; Magnoliopsida; Malvales; Malvaceae
Product: actin cytoskeleton-regulatory complex protein pan1
Exons: 1
Coding region: 52-642 (196 amino acids)
Cellular component (GO): nucleolus
Source: RefSeq, a predicted model, not a curated record
UAAUUACUACAUUUUAUUUUAGGGUUUACAGAGAGGGAGAGAGAGAAAAGCAUGACCAACGCCAUGGCUUGCACUAUUGACUUCCGCCGCCUUGAUGAAGGCUUCGGCGGCAAAACGUACAAACGAAAGCGACAAGAAUCUCAGAUCGUUGCCGAUGACGACGAGGCUGCCCCCGCCGCCGCGUCCAUGGACGUGGAUGAUUCUUGCCCCCCACCCGCAAAGCGUUCAGCCGUGCCUUCCUCGGACGACCCCAAUAAACCCACCUUCGGUCAACCCACCUACGACGGCGUGAUUGCGGGUAAGGUGUCUGGUAGGAACUGGAAGCAGCCAAGAAAGCAGCGUGCGUCAGCGAAGCACGUGAGCAUAAGGAGGACGAGCUUGGAGGAGAGGGAGAGGCAAAAGGAGAUCAAGAGAGCUUAUAGAGAGAGGAUUAAUGAGUUGAAGGAAGAGAUACGGCAAAAUAAGGUGGAGAAGAGAAAGAAGAGAGAGGAGAGAGAGAAGAAGAAGAAAGAGAACAUAUUGAGGUCUGGAACUAAGUUUCAGAAGAUUACUAAUCCUAAUACUUUGAAGAAGAUUGCUAAGUCCAAGCACAAGAAGUUGCUUCAAGUUGUCCCUGAUGAAUUUCUUCACAAGAACAAGUGAUAAUGAUAACAAUAAUACCUUUGUUUUGUUUUUCUUGUUUUUUUUUUCUCAAUGUGUACUUCAUUGCUUUAUCUGGGAUUAGUGAAAUUAAAAUUUAGUUUGGUUUCUUUUGAAAGACAAGUUGAAUUGGAUAGGGAAGGAGAAGGGAUAUUAUGUUUUGAUUGAUUUGAUGAAUAUGUAAGUGCAAAUUUUGAUGAAAUUAAAUCCCCUUUCAACGA